AUGACCACGACGCCGACGUUCUCUUCGCGCCGCGCCGCCGCGUUCGCGGCGGCGGCGUGCCUCGCGCUCCUCGCCGCGAGCGCGCGCGUCGUCGCCGCGGACGGAACCGCGACGACGACCGCGCCGCCGCCGGCGGACGCGUCGUCGUCGACGCCCCCCUCGUUCUUCUCGCGCGUCGCGCGCUUCCUCCCGCGCGUCGCGCGCGCCCCGGACGCGCGCGACGCCGCGGACGCGGAGGAGGCCGCGGAGAUCGCGCGCCUCGCGAACCGCGCGGACCAGAUUCCACAACGUCCGCCGCACAACGUCACGGUCGAGUACCGCUCGCGACGCGAACUCGGCGAGCUGGACGGCUGGCUCGACGCGCGCGCGACCUGGUGCGCGGCGCAGACAGACUCGUCCACCACACGUCGUUCCCGUCGCGUCGCCGCCGCCGUCGCUCACGACAUCCCUCCUUCCAUCCAUCCCUACAGGUACGGCGGUCCCGGAGGCGCCGGCCCCGACGGGAUGUCCAUCUACACCGGCAGCUGCGGGUUCGGCCAGGUGACGAACCACUUCGUCACCGCGUGGCACACCGACGGCGGCUACGACUGGGGCCUCACGGAAAAAUGCGGGCAGUGCUACGAGGUGAUGUGCGUGGACGGGAGGACGCGGGGGCACGACUGGAGCGAUCUGGGGCCGUGGGCUGGGUGCCAGGAGGCCGGGAAGAAGUCCGUGACCGUGAUGAUCUCGGACUCGUGCCCGUGCCACCACCCGAACCAAGGGAACAAGCGGUGGUGCUGCGGCGACGCCACGCACUUGGACUUGUCCUACGCCGCGUUCGAUCAGAUCGCGGAGCGGCACCGCGGCGUCGUGGACCUGAAAGUGCGCCCGGGGGAUUGCAGCAAGCAAGGAAGCGUGAUGCACUACGAGUGA
Molecule: messenger RNA, 912 nt
Organism: Micromonas pusilla CCMP1545
Lineage: Eukaryota; Viridiplantae; Chlorophyta; Mamiellophyceae; Mamiellales; Mamiellaceae
Exons: 1
Coding region: 1-912 (303 amino acids)
Biological process (GO): plant-type cell wall organization
Source: RefSeq, a predicted model, not a curated record